Molecule: messenger RNA, 1428 nt
Organism: Chinchilla lanigera (long-tailed chinchilla)
Lineage: Eukaryota; Metazoa; Chordata; Mammalia; Rodentia; Chinchillidae
Product: melanoma-associated antigen B5-like
Exons: 2
Coding region: 245-1351 (368 amino acids)
Biological process (GO): negative regulation of transcription by RNA polymerase II
Cellular component (GO): nucleus
Source: RefSeq, a predicted model, not a curated record
CCCAGCAUAGAGGGGGCGCCGAAGAAGUUGCCCGUGCCGCCCACCUCUCCAGGUCGAUAAAUAGCACAGGCGGUAGAACUCACUUCCUUUUGCGGACCUCAGCAAGUGAGGGGCUGUGUCCACGGCUGCCAGCUCUGCGAAAGGCCGCGAAGGGACCCCGGCUCCGGCCGAGUCAGGUGCAUGGUGCGUGUAGCACAAGCCAUCCUCCUCACACUUGUCCCUCUUGGGCCUAACCAGAUUCAUCAUGCCUCGUGGUAACAAGAGCAAACGCCGUGCUCGUCAGAAACGCCCACAGGCCAGAGGUGAUAAUAAGGGUGGUGAGGAUGCACAGGAAGCGGUGCCAUCCACAGCAGAAGCCACGGCAGCAGAAACAGAAGGGGAGGCAGCAGCAGCUGCGGUAGGAGGAGAAGAACAAGAAGAGGAAAAGGAGCCUUCCUCUUCCUGGAACCCACCUGGUGCUGCUUCCUGUAGCUGUUCCUCCCCACCUCAGUGCAGACCUCCAUGUGCUGAUGAUCUUUCUGGUGCUGAAACUUGUGCCAGUUCUGACAAAGUUUCUGAUUACAAGGGUGAGGAGAACAUUUCUGUGGCCAGGCCCUGCACUGAGUAUUUCGUGGAAGAAUAUCAGUACCAGAUUGAGAUGUUGGAGUGGUUCAUGCUCCAGAAAUUUCAUUUAAAGCAGAUCUUUACCAGGGCAGAGAUGAUCGAGUCACUGAACCCGAGGUUCAGAUAUGAUUUUCCUGAGAUAUUCAAGCGUGCCUGUGAGCACGUUGAGGUGAUCUUCGCAGUUGAAGUGAUAGAAGUGGAGUCCACUCAUCACUCCUACAACCUUUUCAGCAAGCUGACCCUCCCCAACAGUGGGAGGAUUCGCCCUGGCAGGGGCUACCCUAAGACCGGGCUGCUGAUGAAAGUCCUCGCUGUGAUCGUGAUGAAGGACCACCGUGCUCCUGAGGAAGUCAUUUGGACACUCCUGAAAAAGAUGCAAAUGCACCCCAGCAAGAGGCACAUGAUGUUUGGAGAUACCAAGAAGCUCCUCACCCAAGAUUUCGUGAGGCUGAACUACCUGGUGUAUCGCCAAGUGCCUGGCAGUGAUCCUGCGUGUCAUGAGUUCCUGUGGGGCCCCGAAGCUCAUGCCGAGACCAACAAAGAGAAAAUCCUGAAGUUUUUCAAGAAGGUCAAUAAGGUUUGUCCUACCUACUUCACAUCUCUCUAUGAAGAUGCCAAAAAAGAGGAGAUAGAAAGAUUCCAAAGCCUGAUUUCUUCCCAGUCUCGCUCUAUUGCCAAUCCUAGGGCAGUUGCCAGGGCCACAUACCCUGGUGCUCCUCCCAAGCGUUUUGAUGUCGGAGCCUGUUGAUCAUACGGCUAAGCAAAUGGGAUUUACAAUAGGGUGUUUUCUUGCAAAUAAAGAACCCCACAGCAGGGGGUGAUGCA